Acanthopagrus latus (yellowfin seabream) is the source of this 498-nucleotide messenger RNA. It is a transcript of the gene msmb, whose product is annotated as beta-microseminoprotein. The coding region runs from base 47 to 379 and encodes 110 amino acids. NCBI's taxonomy places the organism in Eukaryota, Metazoa, Chordata, Actinopteri, Spariformes, Sparidae. The transcript has 4 exons. The record is from RefSeq and is a predicted model, not a curated record.
AGCGCUCUCACACAUCAGCAUCUCGUUGACUGGGUCACAUCUGAAGAUGGCUUCCCUCCCUGUGUUUGUUUGCCUGUUGGCACUGGUUGUGCAGUGUCACUCUGACUGCUUCUUUAAGGAGUUAGUGAUCAAAGAUUUGAAAAACCCUCCCACAGGGUGUGUGGAUGAGGAUGGACAGCAGCAUGCUUUUGGCGCUGACUGGACGAGAGACUGCAUAUCGUGCUCUUGUUCGACGAACGGCAUGAGCUGCUGCAACCAGUUACCUGGGGUAGCUGAAGUAUACAUCCCUGAGGAGUGUGAGCUGGUUGUAAAUAAGCAGGCCUGCACUGCCAAGCUGGUGUUGAAGUCAGACAAGACAAAACAUUGUAUCCCCACUUAAAUACACUAACCUCGACACGUCAGCGACAACUGGAGUCUAGACUGGCAAUAGGUCUUCUAUAUGUUUCCCAUUUGACCUACUCGUCAGUGGUGUGUACAUACAGUAAAUUACCAAUAAAC